AUGUUCUCUGCAGCUCGCCUACUGACACCUCACGUUGUGACCAUAGACACGAAUAUAAAGCCUUUUCAAUGCAGGCUGUGUUCGCUUUGCUUCUCGCGGAAGGAGCUUCAUGAUCGGCAUCAGCGAAGGGUUCAUCCAGCCGAAAAUGGCAGCAUCCAGGCGCCGCUCAUUGUCGCCUCUUUGGGGGCACCCUCACCCGGAAACCUCCCCUCAAACGCCCAAGGACUGUUGGGGACAGGAGGCGCUCAGAAUGAAAACAGUCUGCGAGUGACACCAAGCUCUCCCGAACGACGACAGCCCUUGAGUCAGCCAUCGCCUUCGGCAGGAAGAGGGUCUAACCUCUUGACCCAAUCCGCUUCUCUUCCAGCAUCUCAGUUGCCACAGUCGUCCCUUCGGGACAGAAAUGUCGAUCGCGAUGCCAACGGUCCCCGAGCAGGCCAGAUGGCCUCCAAUCUGCACUCCUGGAGCGAGCGAGGAUACGAGAACAGAGUUGUAUCAGCGGCGGGCACCGUGUGCGGCGAAGAUUCCUCAGACGCCUUCGUCAACACGGUUGAGACUGACCUGCUUGCGGCGACCCAGACUAUCUCCUCAGCCCCGGAGGCCGGCAGGAAUCAAAGUCCGUACGCCCAGACGAGCAACGAUUCAUUCCCUUUGCCCGUGGACACCACCGCGUUGAAUUCGUCUGUUGCGUCCGGUUCAACUGCGCCAUGCGCUGUCUACGACUCAACCCAAUCUGGUCAGGAAGCCUUCCCUGGUCAGCGGCCGGCUUGGAUCGCCAGCCUUCUCACUCAGCAAUCUGAUACGGGUUCGCCUUCUGACUGUCUGAGCGUGGCAUGUCGAAUGAGAUCAAUUAUUCUGAGCAGCAUAAAAUCAGCUCAGGCAACCGACUUAUCAGUGACCCAACAAAGCCUUUACCUUCCCGACCACGCCGUUCUGGCUGCAUAUUAUGCAAAAUUCUUCACCGUGUUUGACGGAGCGAUGCCUUUUUUGCAUCGAGAACUACUUCAGCAAAGCAUUCCAGCUCUGCAUCUCGCCGUCCUCGGGGCCGGCGCAAUUUACUCCGAAGAUCGAUGGUUCGGUGAUAUCAUGCUAAAAGCCUCUAGAAAGAUAGCAUUGCACGAACUGAAGGUCAAAGAUUCGGAAACCGUCACACUCGGACUACUUAACGCUUUACUCAUCAACAUUGUCUCUGGCCGUCCGAUCUCUGGCGAUCAAACGCCUAGUGCCUUUGUAGGAAGCUUACACAGUCUUCUGUGGUUAGCCGCACGUGUUGAAAAUCGGGUUACAAGCUUCAGCUUUCGUGCUCCAGGUAUAAAUCAAAGAUGGCAAGAUUUUAUCUACUCUGAAGCAACCACGAGGACAAUGCUAUCGGUUCUUGUAACGGUAGUGAUGUGGUCGUCGGUGUUGGGGUUGCCUCGAGACAUGACGACCGAUUUCUUCGAUCGUGUAAGAUUACCGUCUCCUGACGCACUCUGGAGAGCAAAUUCGGCCGAGGAGUGGGAUAAUUUACCAGGGGACCGGAGUCAGCCGUCUCUUUUGCAAGCAAAACUCGAUGCCACAUUUGCCGGCAAGUCUCACAGGUGUGGGUCGUUUCCCGCUCUCUGCCUCAUCGCCGGCGUCUCACUCAGUGCCAGCGAUAUGAGAAGGAGCUGUUCAAUGUCUCCCGAAGACCUCACAGACUUGCUCGGAUGCGCUACUCACGCAUGGGCUGCCGGCUACAUGCCGGACAGGGCAGAAGCAUCGCAGGCAGGUAUACUGUCUCUAACGAUUUGCGACUAUCUCCGACUAUCUCCGACCGUCGAUAUUCCCGCCAUCAUGUCAUGUUUUGUUGGUUGUGACUUUGGGGCCAUGCGGCAGAAAUGCUGCCAAGCUAACCUUCGCACUGCUGGACACGAGGCCCUGCGGGCGCUCCGUCGCUGGAUUUCCAUUCUAACCAGGCAAUUCCGUAUGAUUAUGUUGCCGUCCGCCGUACUGGUGACAGAGCACGCCGUGUCCCUCGUCGACUCUGGUGGAAUAUAUGACGACAAUGCAACGCAGGUCAUGAAGGUUCUCGCUGAACUUGGUCUUCCGAGCUCCACGAGACCACGGCCUUUCCAAGUAUGGAGCGCGUUGCGCGAUUUCAUUGGCAACGAUUCAAGUAAGGCUGUGAUGAUCUGCGUUGAACCCAUUCGCAGCAGUUUCUAA
Fonsecaea multimorphosa CBS 102226 is the source of this 2184-nucleotide messenger RNA. RefSeq lists its product as uncharacterized. The transcript is spliced from 6 exons. The coding region runs from base 1 to 2184 and encodes 727 amino acids. The record is from RefSeq and is a predicted model, not a curated record. Gene Ontology annotation, cellular component: chromatin. NCBI's taxonomy places the organism in Eukaryota, Fungi, Ascomycota, Eurotiomycetes, Chaetothyriales, Herpotrichiellaceae. Gene Ontology annotation, molecular function: RNA polymerase II cis-regulatory region sequence-specific DNA binding; zinc ion binding; DNA-binding transcription factor activity, RNA polymerase II-specific. Gene Ontology annotation, biological process: DNA-templated transcription; regulation of transcription by RNA polymerase II.